AUGACUGCUACAGGUACCGUCCGGGCAAACCAAACAGAAAAAUGCCCUUUAAAUGACAAGAAAAUGAUGUCUAUUCGUGAAAGAGGGGCAUUUGAAAGCUACAUUGACAAGUCAGACAACAUAGUAGCUGUCGCUUCGAAAGAUAACAGUGUUGUCACACUAUUGUCAAAUGAGCAUAGUGUGGCUCCUCUUGGUGAAGCUAAGAGAUAUUCAGUGACAGAAAGAAAGAAAGUUUCCAUUCCUCAGCCAUAUCAUAUUGCGCAAUACAACAGGAAUAUGGGAGGUGUCGAUCUAAUGGACAAUAAUAUAUCGAACUACAGAAUAGGCGUUCGUGGAAAACGGUGGUAUAUCCCAAUCGCUCUCUGGCUUUUUGAUGUUGUGAUGAGCAACUCUUGGUUUCUGGCUCGCUCUCAAGGAAUUACUUUGGACAGUCUCAGUUUCCGAAGAAGUGUGGUCCAGGCUUUACUUCAAAAAUUUGGACGCGCUCCUAAAGCAACUGGCCCUAAGAGCACUGAAGAGGACUUCAAACCCACUCCUUGGUGA
Molecule: messenger RNA, 543 nt
Organism: Homalodisca vitripennis (glassy-winged sharpshooter)
Lineage: Eukaryota; Metazoa; Arthropoda; Insecta; Hemiptera; Cicadellidae
Product: piggyBac transposable element-derived protein 3-like
Exons: 1
Coding region: 1-543 (180 amino acids)
Source: RefSeq, a predicted model, not a curated record